CUCUCCGAGGCGCGUCACUGAGCAACGGCAGCAGGCAGCAAUGGCGGCGGCGAAGGGAGCUCCGGAGGCGCAGGCGAACCUGUCGGUGGUGGUGCACAAAGCCGGCGACUUGCGCCUGGAAAACCGACCAGUACCUGAACCAGGUCCUAAUGAGGUGCUGCUGAAGAUGCAUUCGGUCGGGAUUUGUGGCUCUGAUGUCCACUACUGGGAGCAUGGGCGGAUUGGGGAUUUUGUUGUGAAGAGCCCAAUGGUGCUGGGCCAUGAAGCUUCAGGAACUGUCUUCAAAGUAGGGUCCUCAGUGACCAAACUGAAGAAAGGUGACAGAGUGGCUAUUGAGCCUGGAGUUCCUCGAGAGGUGGACGAAUACUGCAAAACUGGGCGUUACAACCUGUCUCCAACCAUCUUCUUCUGUGCAACCCCUCCUGACGACGGGAAUCUGUGCCGCUAUUACAACCAUGACGCCAACUUUUGCUACAAGCUUCCAGAUAAUGUCACCUUUGAGGAAGGUGCCCUCAUUGAACCCCUUUCUGUGGGGAUCCAUGCCUGUAGAAGAGCUGGAGUGACUCUGGGGAGCAAAGUCUUCAUUUGUGGUGCUGGACCUAUUGGGCUUGUGACUUUGCUUAUUGCAAAGGUAAUGGGAGCUGCACAAGUAGUCAUGAGUGAUCUAUCUGCCCCACGGCUUGCAAAGGCUAAGGAAAUUGGGGCUGAUUUCACCAUCGAAGUAAAGAGUGAGAGCCCUGAGGAAGUGGCCCAUAUGGUGGAAAAUCUUCUUGGUUGCAUGCCUGACAUUACCAUGGAGUGCACUGGGGCUCAGACCUCUAUCCAGGCUGGAAUAUACGCAACCCGUUCUGGAGGGACACUGGUUUUGGUGGGCCUGGGGCCUGAAAUGGUCACGCUGCCCAUUGUGAAUGCUGCUGUGCGGGAGGUGGAUAUCCGAGGGAUAUUUCGAUACUGCAAUACGUGGCCCAUGGCGAUUGCUAUGCUUGCAUCAAAAACAGUGAAUGUUCAGCCACUGGUGACACAUCGUUUUCCUUUGGAAAAGGCUUUGGAGGCUUUUGAGACAACCAGAAAAAGAGUUGGGAUAAAAGUUAUGCUGAAAUGUGAUCCCAACGACCAGAAUCCCUGAAAAAAACACCCACCCAGAACACUCCACUGUGUUCUCUUGUUAGUGAGGGUGGAGUACAUAGACAGGAAAAGUUUGUCAUUUCAAGAUGUUCAGAGCCUUAAAAUUACAAACAAACAAACAA
Messenger RNA from Elgaria multicarinata webbii, 1247 nucleotides. It is a transcript of the gene SORD, whose product is annotated as sorbitol dehydrogenase. Bases 41 to 1126 code for a protein of 361 amino acids. Gene Ontology annotation, molecular function: zinc ion binding; L-iditol 2-dehydrogenase (NAD+) activity. NCBI's taxonomy places the organism in Eukaryota, Metazoa, Chordata, Lepidosauria, Squamata, Anguidae. The transcript has 9 exons. Gene Ontology annotation, biological process: D-sorbitol catabolic process. The record is from RefSeq and is a predicted model, not a curated record.